Molecule: messenger RNA, 2112 nt
Organism: Trichoderma citrinoviride
Lineage: Eukaryota; Fungi; Ascomycota; Sordariomycetes; Hypocreales; Hypocreaceae
Exons: 1
Coding region: 1-2112 (703 amino acids)
Source: RefSeq, a predicted model, not a curated record
AUGGCUGACUAUACCUCAGCCAAUAUCGACAGCAGAAUGGUUUCGAGUGCCAUCGCUGCGGGUGUUGAGUUUGACACUAUUCAGCUGAGGGAGAAUGCGAUUCCGAAGAGCUUCGAGACGACAUACUCGUGGAUAUUCCAGGAUGAGCCCCCGGUAGACCAGGACAUUCCCAGGUGGCACAGCUUCCCCAAAUGGCUCCAGGACGACAGUCAUGAGGUCUACUGGAUCACUGGGAAACCAGGUUCCGGCAAAUCAACUAUAAUGAAGCUCAUUCUACAACAUGAGUCCUUACGAGACGCGCUAUCUCAGUCUCUUGGAUCACUGCGCCCUCUCCUCGUCAAGUACUACGCAUGGCAUCCAGGAAGCACGCUGCAAAAGUCCCUCGAGGGCCUCAAAAGAACCGCCAUACACCAGGCUCUGAAGCAACGCCCCGAACUCGCUCCAUCAUUGACACCACGCCGCUGGGCCUUCUGCCAGGUGCUACGAAGCACUUCAGGCCUUCCCGCGUGGGACUCGUGGGAGAUUGAAGAGUCGUUUGAAGCAUUGCUGUCACUGUGUGGGAAGACGAUCAAGCUCACCCUCUUUGUUGACGGGCUUGACGAGUUCGACACCCCUCCGAUUGAAGUUGUCAACUGCAUUCGGCAUAUCAAAGCACGGUGCCACAGUGGAAUCAAGGUGUGCGCCGCUAGUCGACCCUGGACAGAGUUUCAGGAUGAGUUCAACGACGGCCCAAUGCUUCAGAUGCAUCUACAGACGCAGGAGGACAUGAGGGACUUCAUCACUAAAAGCUUUGCGGGUAACAGGGGUUUCCUCGAGCAGCAGCAGUUGCGUCCCGAAGCCACUUCGCAGCUACUCGCCGACAUAUUACAACGGGCAAACGGAGUCUUUCUGUGGGUGUCAAUUGUCACGAAGUAUCUCCUGAACGAUUUCUCCGAAGGACAAUCGAUAUCCCAAGCCCAAGACACUCUCGGACACCUCCCCACAGACCUCUCGUCGCUGUACGAUGUCAUAUGGGCCGGUAUCCGCCCACAGCACCUCGCCGACGCGUCGUACAUGAUGCAAGUCCUGCGAGCUGCCGACGGCCCGUUGGCAUGGUUCAUAAUGUGGCUGAUUGAAGAGUCGAGGUUUGCCCCUGUGGACAUCAACGCCCUGCCCACGACCUUGACGUGGAAACGCGUCGCCAUGAAGUCGCUGAAGAGGAAGCUCGCAGCUCGGACCAAGUGCAUCCUGGAAGUCUGUGGGGACUCGGACGGCGGCUACGUCGACUUCAUUCACCGCACUGCUCGGGAUUGGGCAGUGCAGCCGGAUAAAUGGGAGCUCAUCUGCGCUCUUGCGGCUGAAGAUUUCGACCCGCACUUGUCCAUCCUACAAGCCCGUACGCUCAUGAUCUCUGACGGCAAUUACGGAGAUCGAAACCGGACUUCUACGACAAACGUGUGGGAUUUAGUAACGAGAACCCUCUUGCAUGCCGGCGAGGUGAAAGACACACCAACGAAUAGAGAACUGCUUGUACACUCCCUUAACUUACUCGAUGCUCAUCUCGAAAGAUUAUACCGGACCCUGAAGAUACCAGGACUGACCGAGCUCGUUGAAUCUGGAGGACUUGGCUGGUAUGAUUUAGGAAGCUUUCAACUGCGGAGCGGCGACAAUAAUCUGAUCGGCUUGGCUGCGCAGUUUGCCGUGCUGCCAUACGUUAAGGCUGCGUUGCCCAAAUGCCGAAGAAGCUUUGCCCCUCACGGUGAUGCCCCGGGUCCUCUUGAGCUAGCGAUUUUUGGCUCCUCGUACUUCUCUCUAUAUCAUUUACAUGACAACGACCUUUGCUUGCCGAUACCCUGCGAACGACGGUUAGCCACGGUCAGAUAUUUGCUAGAACAGGGGGUUUACCAGUCCAGGGUGCUCCUAGGGAGCGGAACUUGUAGCCUCAAGGACGCGAUAAGAAGAGUCUCUUCAAAGGACCCGGAAUACUAUACCGCGGUGAUAGGGUUACUGGAUCAGAUGGGCCUGAAGGCAAGUGCCAAAUCCAAGGGGCUACGCAUCAAGGAUUUUCUGGAGGAUAUGGGCCAUACAUCACUAUCUACUGUCAAGCUCAUUACUGAUAAGAAAUCAUUAUAG